GGUUCUCACAAUAAGCAGUGACUGUUUCCCUAAACAGCAUUAGCCAUUUGGCUUUGUAGUGGUGACAUAAUUGUUUCCUGUGAGGACGAAGCAAGUGGAGACUGGGACGCCAACUAAUUCUCCACCGAACGUAUCUUCAGCACCCCAGAUGCCAGAGAGAUCGGUGUCUCCAGACAGGGUGCCCAACAUCAAGAUCUUCUGUGAGAACUUUCAGGAACUCCUCAGUAAGAUGGUUUGUCCCAGCUGUGAAGAGAUACUGACGUCACCCGUCCAGAUCUGCGUGUCCGGCCACUCUUACUGUGGCAAAUGCCUGCCUCUGUUAACCCUAUGCUUGAUCUGCUUCAAACCUCUGACCAAAACACAAAACCGAAACGUGAUGAAGAUACUGAGUUUGGCGUCAUUCAACUGCCCGUGGAAUCUGAUCGGCUGCGUGGCCAUGAUGCCCCUGUCCGCUAUUACAGAGCAUUACAAAUACUGCCAUUUCAUGCUGCUUACAUGCCCAGCUAGUCGUGAAAAGGACACGUACUGCGCAUGGCAGGGCAUCAAGAUGAAUCUGCCUUCACAUAUCAAGACUCACGAACACCAACAGCUUUCAGUAGCACAACCUUUCCUCGUUGAUUCGUGCCGUGUGUGGCCAGAGAAGAUACUGCGUCUGUUCCUGCUUUACGAGGAUGAGAUAUUCACGUAUUACAGACUUGUGUUCGAAGAUACAUGGUACAGCAUGGUGCACCAAGUGGGGCUAACGCGUCGGAAGUUCGAGAGCGCCUUCAAAUUGGACGGCGCCAACGGCAAGGAUCGCAUUCGCAUGACAGUACCUGUACCCGUGAGAGACGAUGAGUCUGCGUGUUCACUGUUUUCUGGCAAAUGUUUCAGAAUCCCAGGCAAUAUGAUCCAACAUUUUAUUAAGCAUCAAUAUAUAAAUCUGACGAUUUUCCUUAAUGACGUAACGAAAUCUACAAACCCCUAGAAUUUUAGUUAUUUUAGUGAGAAACUGCAUAUUUUAUCAUUGACGUAGGAAGGUAUGUAAAUUGAUAUUUAAUUGUGCUUGUAAUAUCUGGAUUCUGUUCACCCUCCUAGUUCUUUAUAGGACAGUACUUAGAUAAAACAAAAAUCAUGAUCUGGAAUUUUAGACCUUCAAUGUGGUGACCCUUAAGAUUCCGGUCUGCCGUAGAAUCUGGUAUAAUUUUACCUGGGAUUCGGAGGAACCAGCUUCCUACGGCUUCUACCACAUUACAUGGCAUGUCUUCCCAGACGACAAUAAUCUUCGAGCCUUAACGUUUUGCAAAUUGAUUCUAUAUUCUUCUUCGGGCGGGUGGGAUUUGAAUAAUUUAUUAUUCCUACAGGACCCUAGGUAGAACUGCUUUCAUACCCUGAUUUCGGAAAACAUUAGAAUAGGACAAUUACUGACCUUUUGGACGUUAAUCAUUAUACUAUUUUAUUUAAAAAUUAGGUUUCGGAGACUGCACUCUGACUCCGAAACGUCGUUUUUAAAUAAAAACAGAAUGAUGGAUAAUGUUCAAAUGUCAAUGAGUCUAACUUUAUUAAUAUAACAUUUUCGCAAACGCUGAAACCUUGUUAACAGAAUAGGAACUCAUUCAUAUCAUUUGCAUCUGAAAAAGGAAGGACUCUUUUUUCCGAAACGUCUUGGCCUUCGUCUAGCACAAAAAUUUGUUAUAAGACCAGAAGCCUUCACGAAGGCUUCUCGCAGUAUCAGACGUGUCACUUUGUAAAAAAUUAUACCGACGUUUCGGCGACCAUCUCUAUCCCCAUCGUCAGGGUCUCAUGUCAUAAGACCCUGAUUACUCAAGUGAUACGGGUGAUAGCCCGAGAAGUUCUGAUCGUCUUGAAACUUGAACUGCACCAUAGUCAGAUAAUUCUGAACUUCAAUUUUUAAAUUGACCCUUUCACUAUUAUUGUUCACUCCUAGACUAGUGUUUCCAUCUGUAAUCACAAUUUAGUACUAACGUGAAAAUUAACAAAAAUUUGCAUGCGAACAUCCAGACACAAAAGUGUCCCACAGAUAUGCGUCACGUUAACGGGACUAGUUUAUGGGCUAUACAUUCAUUGGAGUUCUCUCUUGUGGGAUAUAGUGGUGUGUAGUCCCAGAUGACGUAACUCUUCAGAGUCACCGCUGUGAAGAACCUAGAUCCUUUCAGCUGUUCCUAGCGGGAUGCGAAGUGCGUGACGCAGAAGUUAUUUGCGUAUAAAAAGGUAAAGUUGUCCCUGUGCUUAACUAAUUAAGCACUACGCCAUGAAUACA
Messenger RNA from Cryptotermes secundus, 2260 nucleotides. Its product is annotated as E3 ubiquitin-protein ligase SIAH1B. The transcript has 2 exons. Bases 149 to 967 code for a protein of 272 amino acids. The record is from RefSeq and is a predicted model, not a curated record. Gene Ontology annotation, cellular component: cytoplasm. Lineage: Eukaryota; Metazoa; Arthropoda; Insecta; Blattodea; Kalotermitidae. Gene Ontology annotation, biological process: proteasome-mediated ubiquitin-dependent protein catabolic process; multicellular organism development. Gene Ontology annotation, molecular function: ubiquitin protein ligase activity; zinc ion binding; ubiquitin conjugating enzyme binding.